Laetiporus sulphureus 93-53 is the source of this 690-nucleotide messenger RNA. RefSeq lists its product as uncharacterized. Bases 84 to 608 code for a protein of 174 amino acids. The record is from RefSeq and is a predicted model, not a curated record. Gene Ontology annotation, biological process: translation. Gene Ontology annotation, cellular component: mitochondrial large ribosomal subunit; ribosome. Gene Ontology annotation, molecular function: structural constituent of ribosome. The transcript is spliced from 2 exons. NCBI's taxonomy places the organism in Eukaryota, Fungi, Basidiomycota, Agaricomycetes, Polyporales, Laetiporaceae.
AGGGACUGCGCGAAGCGGACAUAGAUCGUUCGUCGACUCGACGACAAAGCUUGAAGUGUCCAGCUUCGCCUUCGUCGUUCAGCAUGUUACUCAACACUUUACGAAGAUGCGCUCGAGCGCUGUCGACGGCCACCCAACCAUAUCCAUUCUCUAGCGUCGCCAAAAUCCCACCUAGUCCUGCCGUCCCGCCUCCAGCACCGCUACUGCAAGGCAAGGGCCUCAUGCUCCAUCUCGCGCAGACUAUCCCCAGCCCAGAGAAGCGAGAAAUGAUGUUCAAGUACUUUUCUCGAAAGUCCCCUGAACGCCUCCUACCUGGAUCAGUCUUGACCGUCGCGCUGAGCCAGGCACCAGCAACGUUCACUGGCGUCCUCAUAUCUGUGCGCCGGCGGUCCUUGAACAUAACGUUUGUCCUCCGCAAUGUAAUCAAUCGCACGGGCGUGGAGAUGGGGUUCGAUGUGGCCUCUCCUCACCUCAAGAGCAUCAAGGUCCUCAAGCGGGCUGACGGUGGAGCCGGGAAGGCUGGGAGACGGACGCGCCGUGCGAAACUGCACUACCUCAGGGAUUCACCUGAGAAGAUGUCCGCUAUCUCGGCGGGUAUGCGACGGUAGGCGAUGGCGUGGGCAUGCGUCGCGUUGGAGGCGUCGCGUGAGAGAAGCCGACAGGUCGGGAGAACUGCGGCACCCUCAGCAU